Molecule: messenger RNA, 6384 nt
Organism: Epinephelus fuscoguttatus (brown-marbled grouper)
Lineage: Eukaryota; Metazoa; Chordata; Actinopteri; Perciformes; Serranidae
Gene: gpr37l1a
Product: G protein-coupled receptor 37 like 1a
Exons: 2
Coding region: 28-1755 (575 amino acids)
Biological process (GO): positive regulation of MAPK cascade; adenylate cyclase-inhibiting G protein-coupled receptor signaling pathway
Cellular component (GO): signaling receptor complex; plasma membrane
Molecular function (GO): G protein-coupled peptide receptor activity
Source: RefSeq, a predicted model, not a curated record
CCUGUUACUUCUAGUUCAACGGUUAAAAUGAGUCCGGUUUGGUUUCUGUUGCUUCUCUUUGUGCGGACCGCGGAGCUCCGUCACGUCCACAGAGCCCACACAGCCCACAGAGACCCGGAGGGUCAGUCAGGGUCCGCGCUGGAGCUGGAGCUGGAGCUGGAGGCGCAGCGGGCGGAGGAUGCUGGACCGCAGGCAGCGGGGACUCAGGAGUCUCUCUCCCCGGACAGGACUACUCUAGACCGGGGUGAAAGUUCGAGAGUUCCCGAACUGAAGCGAUUCGCGCGAGGAGCCAAGGAUGGGAAUUUCAAAAAAAGAGACCCGCACUCACAGAGCAGCUACGGGCCUCCGAGACGCUACGACGACCCGAGCGGCUACUUCACCACACCGCGGUUACCCGAGUCCGCCCGGCAGGGUAACCUCUCCUCCAACCGUGGGUUGGGGCUCCUCAACCCGCUGUUCCCGGUCACCGACGGCUCUUACUGGGCGUACGCAGUCAUGCUGCUCGCGCUGGUAUUGUUCGCCGCGGGUAUCGUGGGGAACCUCGCGCUCAUGUGCAUCGUGUGGCACAACUUCUACCUGAAGAGCGCGUGGAACUGUAUCCUGGCGGGUCUGGCGUUCUGGGAUUUCCUCGUGCUGUUCUUCUGUCUUCCGGUGGUCGUCUUCCACGAGCUCACCUUGAAGAGGUUGCUAGGAGACCUGUCCUGCCGGCUUGUGCCCUAUCUGGAGGUGACCUCUCUGGGUGUGGCCACAUUCAGCCUCUGUGCUCUAAGUAUCGAUCGCUUCCAUGCAGCCACCGGCCCCGGGCCCCUUCAGACGCCAAAGGUGGAGCCCUGCCAGUCCAUCCUAUCCAAACUGUCCGUCAUCUGGGUGGGCUCCAUGGUGCUGGCUGCCCCUGAGCUGCUGCUGUGGCAGCUCCUCCAGGAGACUGUCAGCCUGCCGGUGCUCCCCAGUGACCAGCAGCAGAGUCAGCCAGGAGGCUCGCUGAUAGCUGCCUUCAGGGCCCGACCAGACGCGUUCAAGGUGGAUAUCUGUGUCCGUGAGCCGUCUGUGGAGCUCCCAGAGAGCAUCUACUCUCUGGUGCUGACCUACCACGAGGCCCGCAUGUGGUGGGUCUUUGGGUGCUACCUCUGUUUGCCACUGCUCUUCACUCUGGCCUGCGACUUGGUGACGAGGCAAGUGUUAGCCCAGCGUCUACUGCAGAAACCCGCUGGUGAGAAGGUGACUGGCAGAUGCUCCUCCUCCUCGUCUUCGUCUUCAUCCUCGACAAAGAAAAAGCAGCAUACGAGAGAGCAGAGACUGCGCUCCACUGUGAUGUCACUCACAGUCUUGUACAUCCUGUGCAACCUGCCAGAGAGCAUUUGUAACAUCACCCUGGCGUAUGUGUCCGACCACGUGUCCGCUGCACUCCCUGCUCUGGCUCUGCCAGCUCUGAGUCUGAUUGGACAGUUCCUGCUGUUUGUGCGUUGCUCGGCGACGCCAGUGUUGUUGCUGUGCCUGUGUCGCUCGCUGGGCCAGGCCUUCAUGGAUUGCUGCUGCUGCUGCUGUGAAGAGUGCCUCCCCGACGGCAACUCCUCUUCCUCCUCAUCUGCCUCAACCACCGCCACCUCCAACCUCUCCUCGCCCACAUCGCCAUCUCCGACCUCCCUGUCUCCGUCCAGUAAAGAUGAGACGAUGAAGAGUCUGUUGGUGCCAGAACCAGCAGUCUGCUACGACAGGGCGAAAGACUCUUCAGCAGCUAUCGGGACGCCCUGCUGAGGUCCAGAACUAUAUUUAACCACAUGUAACUUUAAAGGAUCAUUUAGGUUGAUUACAACUCAGGUCUUAUUCUUGUGGUUUUGUCCAUUUUGUCUAUACUCAUUAAGUUAAUAGCAGAGAUCUGGUGAUUUCACUAAGAAGAAGUCUGAUAGAUCAAGAAACACGAGCAGUCAGAUGAUCAAACAGGUUGGAGACAGAAGUAUGUGGACACCUCUGUUGCAAUUUUGUUUUCCUGGUUUAGUUUUGGUCUCUUAGUUUCUAUGAAAGCUGAUAUUUUAGGAGGUUCAACUUUGUGCCAACAGUAUAUGUUUGUCCCUUUACCUGUUUACCACUUUCCCAGUUUGGUGUGGAAGAACUUGACUGGCCUGCACAAAGCACUGACCUCAACCCCGUCCAGAAACUUUGGGAUGAACUUAAUUACCAGCUGUGAGCCAGACCUGACCACCCGACAACAUCACUGUCGGACCUCUUUCAAGCUCUUGUGGCUAAAUGGGAGCGAAUCCCUGCAGCAGGUUCAUCUGGUGGAAAGACUAAAACCUGCAGAUUAAUGCUCAUGGUUUUGGGAUGAAAUGUGAUGUUCAGCUUACUGUUUGUGUGCUUGUUGGGUUGUUGACACACUCUCAAUCAUGUGGUCUAUCUAAACCACUUUAUUAGUAGUACAGUAAGUAGGGUGAGGUCAAAGUUAAAGCAGGUAGUGGGUCUGUAAACUGAGAUGGACGCUGACCAAGAGGUUAACCGAAAAGUAAAGUCAAUGCAGAAGUGCCUUAAACCUGCAUUGUACAGAAGUCAAUGAGAAAAUGACCCAGUUCUUACUUGAUUUAUUACCUCGGUAAACAUUUCCUGGAUGAGUUUAUGGCCUCAGUCGCUAGUUUUACACCUUCAUUACAGCAUGAUGUUCAGUUUGUAAAUUAUGUUCCCUUUUAGAGUAAAAUAGACAAUAAAGCAGGGUAUGCUGUAGGGUGGGGCUUCCUUGUGAUUGACAAGUCACUACCAGAGCGGUGUCCUUGGGUUCUCAGUCAUACCUAUUCCUCCCUUCUCCAAAGUUUCACCCCCCUCAUUCUAAUAUGGUCACUGCUGGCUCCAAAACACAAGAUGGCGACGGCCAAAAUGCCAAUCUCGAGGCUUCAAAACGGGAGUCCCCAAACUAAUGGAUGACGUCACAGUGGCUACGUCCACUUCUUUUGUACAGUCUGUGAUGCUGACAUUGUUGACUUUUACCUCCACAUGACUUUUACUUACAGAUUUGUUCAACCUGUCUAAAUGUCUGAUUGCUCGAGCUUUCUUGACCUGUCAGACUUUGUUUUAGUGAAAUCACCGUUUUCUCAGACCUCAGCUAUGAGCAUAUUAUUACUGAUAGAAAUGAUGGACAAAACCACCAAAAUAACACCAAAGUUGUAAUAAAUCAGAACAAUCCUUACAUUUCAAUGUGUAUGAACUGGUGGUGUAGAGCCCCUGUAGGAGCAGGAACUUAUCUGACUAGCGUUAGAUAAUUAUGUACAAUAUAGAGUUUGUUUAUUUGUUUGUUUGCUUGUAUUUUUUUAAAGAAAUUUAGUGUGAUGGAUUUAAUCCUGUCUUCAUAGCUCUUAUUAUUUUUUUUGCAGUUUUUUGUGAUACAUUCUAUAGUGGUUAUUAAUCUCUAAUGCUCGAUCAGGAUAUUAGUAUUAUCUGCUCUAAGUACUGUAUGAGAUAGAAACACUGGAUCAUUUGAGUUUGGGGGAUUUUAAAUUGGUCAAAUUGAAGAUAGACAUUCUGAGACUUCUUUGUCAGCAGACUGACAGACUGCUGUGAACUUUUAAACUGUUUUUAAGGCAUACUAUGCAGGGAUCCCUCUCAAUCAUCACUUAUGGCCCAUUAGAAGGGUGUGGCAGUGUAUAUAUCUGCAGACUCUGUCCUCUGCCUGUAUUUUCUUAUUUUUUGUAAAGGACUUUGUAAAAAGGUAGCAGCCAGGUACCAGAUGGAGUAGGCAUCCAAGAAGAAGCUAUGAAAAAUGGCAAAAUGCUAAGCGGACAAAUCUGGGGUUGACUUUCACCAACAAACAGUAGCCUACAAUUCCUGCAUAGUAUACCUUUAACGUGACAUUUUGCUGUUAAAAUGGGAUGAGAUCAUACUACAGAUCAAUCAAUGUUUUGAAGCUACAAGAAACAAUUCAGUGUGACGUUUGACUUGUUUUGUUACUUUUGGUUCAGUAAAGUUUAGAUCUUCUGAAAAACUGUGUUACAUGACCUGUGAUUAAUUCUUUUUCUGUGUGUGUUUUCAAAUGUCUGGUGUAAACCUUAUCAACUAAUACAAAAGUAGUGUUUACAGUGAUUUUUAUUCUACCAAUAACUGGAAUGGAAGUGGGUGUAAUGGAGUUGAACUUCCAUUUAGUGCAUUAGACUCUGAAAGUGCUCUUUUAAAUUCUCUUUUAAAUAUGAAUUUUAAGUUUAUACGUUUUUAUAGAUGGUUUUCUUUCCUUUUUUUUUUUUUUUAAAAAAAAAUCAAAACUAGUGUGUUUUUCAGCAGCAGAAUCACAUCUUAAAAGACAAGUCUUGUGAUAUUCUAUAUGUUUAUUUUUGUCCACAAAUUCAAUCGAAAGACCAACAAUGAAUGUAUCAACUAACAAGUAUUGUGUGUGUUUCCGAAAUCUGGUAUUUUAUCUCCCUCUGGGCCAGAGAGCUCCCUUGUUUUCCAAAAACUAUUAAAAACACAUUGAUGACAUUGAUGAGCUACGCUGAGUGACUGUGGGCAUACACCCUGUAGUUUAUUUUGAUCAUCCUGCAGCUGGAAAUACUCACUAAAGCUCCAAAUGUGUGUUAAUCCACUGCUGAAAAUAAUCCCCAACACAUGCACUGAUUCAUCCUGUUGGAGUAUUGUUUGUUCAAAACUACAGUGAGCAGCUGUUUUAGGAAACUACUGAGCCUUCUUUUUAAAAUGAAACUAUAUUUUUGUGCAGUGUUUUUAAAGAUGUAUGUCUCCAGUUAACCAAUAAGCCCCCCUCAGCCCUGAGAAGAGCCACAGGGAAGUCAGAAAGAAUACAGAGACAGACUAACACAUUGUUGGUUUUGGUCUGCAUGUGGGAUCUGCUGACAAUAAGAAAAAUAUAAAUUAAAGUCAGCCAUGUCCUCAAGAAUUUACAGUAUCUCUGGGGCUCCCAUUAUAAAAGCAGGAAUUUUCUUAAAGUGUGCCACCUGUUAAAUUAAAGCUCAGUAGGAUGAAUUCCUGUGCUCUGUCAGCAUUGACUAAAUGUUAUAUUUUGACAUAAAUAAGAGAUUGGAAUUCUCUUUAAAAAAUUAAAUUUCAGUUUGCAGACAUCCAAAUCCAAAGUUCAGAGUUCAGUUAAAUGUUAAGCUGCUAAGCAUGAGGACAAAGACCACCAGAGAGAAGUCACAACGAAGACAGAAAGAAAACAGAGAAAGUGAAAAAACAAAAGAGAAACUGAACAAUGAGGAGAGACAAGGAGAAAUCUUUUUUCCCAACAAAGAAAGAAAAACAGAGAGAGGGGACAGAGGGGGGAAAGGUUCAGAAAAAGAGGGAAAGAGUCUCCUGUUAAUGGACAGCUGCAUUUGUUCCUAAGCAUGUUUUUGAAUGAACGUGUGAACACUUUUGGAAAUAUCCUUAAGUGGAUUCAUUUUAUUUGGAAAAAGCGUGGAGGCGGAUGUUGUUGGAUUUUUCAUUCUGAUCUCCAAUGGAAGGAAUGCUCCGCAGCAGAGCUUUCAACACCCACUGGAGGAGAAAGCUCUUCAUGCCUGACUGUGACGCUCCUUUUUGUCAUUAUUCAAUUAUUGAAGGUCACAGCUUCACAAUAACAGUUGGCCUUUGAGUUUCUGCAGACAUAAUAAACACAGUCACUCUGUGACCAGUUGCUGGGGAGAGCAGACAAGAAUGCCUCGCUCACCCGAGUAUUUCUCAGCUUUUUCUUUUUUUCUUUUUAAUAUGUCAGUUUAACAAAAUGCCAUCAAUUUAUACCAGAAAACAAUUUAUACAACUUUUAAUAAUGACUUGUAAUAUAGCUGUAGCCAGAAUGUGUUCUUGUUCAUUUAGAAAUUAAAUACAGUUUAUACAGAGUUACAUAAAGAAAAUACACAGUGUUUCAAACGAGUUAUCUUCUGUGGAAUUCCUGAAGUCGCAGUUUAUAAUAAUACUACAAUAUCUUUGGGGUAUAUCUUUUGUGUUACAUUAUCUUAAUCCAUAUAGUAUAGCAGUGGUUCCCAACUGGUGGGUCACAGCCCAAAAGUGGUCCACGGGUCCACUCCGAAUGGACCACAGCUGACUUGCAAACGUGUCAACUUUGAAAACACAUUAUUAUUUUUCAGUACAGUGGAUUUCCAGCACAGAGUGCUGUUUGAAGUGCUGUUUCCUGCUUUAGAGUGAGUGACUGACAGACAGCAGCAGCAAACUAGCUUGGACCUUGAACUAAUGACUAAGGAGAAACCUGGACCUCGUGGCUGGACCAGUUGGGAACCACUGUAUUAUAGUAUGUUGUUUAUCCAAGACUAUAAUAUUGCGCACCAAAUUCACAUCUUGUACACAUGCACAAGAUAUGAAUCUAAUAAGGAAACUUGUGUGCAUGCAGGAAAAUAUCCUGCACUAAAUAUAUGGAUCAAAAUAUGGAUCCUGUGUCCAUAAUAACUCAAGAUAUUAAAAUAAAGU